AGGUCUUGCUUCCUUCCUUCACUACGCCAUUGCUGGGUCCUUUCGCCGUUUUCAAGUGAACCUAGUGGUCGAAUUUUCUCUGCGCUGCCUCUUGCUCUAUCUCUCUCGUAGUUCUCUCRCCUUGCCAAGCUAGAAAAAACUCUUUCUUUCCCUUUAAAGGGUUUUGAAAAGACAUUUCAACGAACAAAACCCGCGCAUCGUAAAACUCAAGAAAAUCUAUACUAAAGCGAAAGCCAAAAGUGGAAAACGUUUUUGAAGAAUUAUCGAACUAUUUUCUGACGAUAACUUCUGAGAAAUUCAAGCGAGUGAAACAGUAAACAGAAAAUAAGUUUGCACGACGACAAUGGCCGGAGCGACAGCUGCUUUGCAUCUUGAGGACUUUUCUUCUUCUAUGGACACCUCUGCCUUCUCUUCUAGCGAAAGAGACAUUCUUGAAGAAUCUUUUUCGCUAACAUUGGAUUAUAUCUCAUACCGUUUAAGAAAUAAAUUCGAUCAAAGUCAGUUGGUCGGYUUACCUCGAAAUUUUCUCAUUCCAAAAACUCCGUCAACAUCGGAAGCAAAACUUCGCUCCCUCGCUUCACACAUGGAGGCCGAAUAUCCAGACUUAUUUGARACUGCUUGUGCUAAACUUGAUUUCACUCCUGCAUCUGCUCGUUCAACAUUCUAUAGUGUCGCAAAAGAGAUUUUUCAAACCGGAAUCAACUGGGGACGCAUUGUGGCGUUGUUCACCUUCGGUGGUGUCGUAGCUCAUCACUUCGUUGAAAACGAAAGACCAGACAUGGUAUCUCAUAUUGUCCUUUGGAUUCCUAGCUUCAUAGCUGAACAUCUACUAAGUUGGAUUAUGGAAAAUGGAGGAUGGAACGGAUUUGUCAAGUAUUUCUCAGAGUCAUCUCAGUCAAUGUGGAAAAGUAUAUUUGCAGUGGGAAGUUUCUGUGCAGCAGGUUUUACAUUGCUAGCGCUAAGCAAAUAAGCACACAAGAUGCUAUCCCAUAACACUAUAUAAACUGUAUAGCAGGUAUAAAGACAACGAUUAUUGUAAAUCUUUGCUGCCAAAUAUGUAGAUAUGACAGAAUAUAUAAUGCACACUGACAAACCUCUGCACAAGGCUUAGCGAGGUGCUGGAAAUAUUGUGCAAGGUGAUUAUGCCAAUAGACUUUUCCUUCAAGGAAACAUGGUUUGCAACAUUUGCAGUUAACCAGUUCAUUCAUUUGAUACAGACGCUAACAUUCCAUUUCAUUUUUUUYUYUUUCCAGAAGGUCAUUUUAUUUUUUGAUUUGCCAUUUUAUUCACAAACCGUUUCCAUUGGAUGCUCUACUUUUCUGAUAUUUUUUUACCAAAGACAAAGUUCUAAUACAUGCAAGUCAAAGCAUAAAAUUUUUUUAGUGGAUAUGCAGCUGACUGAAUGCUGAUUGCUUAAAACAAGCUAAAUAGCCCUUGCUAUCUCUGCUAUUGAAACAGUUUAACUAGUCAAACUAGAUUUCAGUGACUUGUCAAACCAGUUAAACUGCWCAAAAUCAGAUUAGUUCACUGGUCAAACCAGUUUACUAGUCAAACUAGCUUAACUAGUCAAACCAGUUUAAUCUUGGCGCGCUACAAAUCCUGCUGAGACCAAAUAAGAAACAAAGUAAUAUAAAGAAAGCAACAACCAAACAAAAAACAAGUGAUUGUAUAUCACAAUGGUGAAAAGGUGUGUUGUUCAAUUAGCGUUUGAGUCUAAUUGAAYUGUGUAUGUUGAGUGAACUUUUAAAUACAGAUGUACAUGGUUGUAUAAACUGUAUUCACUGUUAAUAUUUGACUAUUAUUGUGUUAAUCUGUUAAGUUGUAUCUUCAGAGGUUGUGAAGUUAAAAAGAAGCAUCCUUAAAUGUUUGCACUUCCUGGUUUCAAACUACUCCUUGAAAUUCUUGAAAUCCUUGAAAAGCCCUGGAAUUUAAAAAUCAUUUCAAGGGCACUUGAAAGCCUCUUCAGAGUCUGAAAAAAAAUCCUAAAAUUCCUAAUUGCAAUCCAAAUUUGUCUAAAAUGUUUUGAUUAAAUUGUGAAGACUACUAGAGAAUUGAAUUCCAGAAACAUCAAAUGUGAUCUUUAAAGAUACAGUGUAGUCCUUGAAAAUUUCAUUUUUGUGCUUARAAAGUCCUGGAAUUUUGUAGUGAAAAGUUUACUGAAUUCCCACACUAAAUUUGUAUGCAAGUUGAAUGCAAAUAUUUGGGUGUGCUCUUUUAAACUUCAUAAGGAACAAUUUGUUUGGAGUAAGCGAGGACGUUUACUCACAAAUGCAUAUAUUACUGAUGUAUGCACCUUUUCAGUUGCUCUUAGGCCUCAACAAUGUGUUAAAUAUUCUUUUGAAUUUGUAGGAAUGUGAGCAAUGCAAACAUUGAUAUGAAUAGUCUCAUUUGUCAAAUUCAAAAGAAUAAUUAACUUGCUAUCGUGGCCUAAGUGCAACUGAAAAGGUGUAUUGACUACCAACCUUAGGUUUAAACAUCAGGAACCAGUUGUUCUACAAGGGAUGAAUAGUGUUUUCUAAUCAAGUUGAUAAGAUCCAUACGAAAUAGUGGAUAAUUUUAUCCACCUUGGUACAACUGGCCCUAUUAGUAUCACUUCUUUUAUUGUGUAAAAACUACCAUGACUAUUGAAAGGUAGCCUCCAAGUUUAUGUUUAUGCAUCAGUCUACUGUUUAGUUAAAGGAUCAGGGUGUCUGCAUGUUGUAUUACAUAUCACCAAGGCAAUGCUAAAAAAAUUGAUUUUUAUAGCAUUGAUAUUAUUUAUUACUUGCCAGUUUGAYACUCCCUAAGGUUGUACUAUAUACACUGUACCAUACACAAAGUAGUCUUCCAGAAUCCAUGAUCUUUGAUUUUUUUAUAUUUUAACAGUUUACCAACAGUUUUCCAAUGUAGCUGUGCUACAUUUUUUUGAUCUAAUCCUCCAUGUUAGGAAACUGUAUUCCAAUCUAGGAGCUGCUAAAGUGUUUAUGGUAUAAUGUAUAAGACUAAAUCAUAAAGUAACUGGUUUCUUAAGACAGAGCUAGUUGACAAAGUAUUGCACCAAAUUAUACCUUUUGGGAUUCCUGCCAAAAAGUGUCAGUCAUACCUGUUAUCAGCGUCACUGUUUUGAGGAGAAAACCCAACUUGACGCUGACAGCAUUGGUUUAAGCUWACUGGCUAAGAACUCAAAAAUUCCCAAAGGUUUAAAAUUUGAUGCAAUUCUGAAAUUUGCUGGUCAUGUCUACUUACUUACAAAGAAAAACAUAGUAUUGAAGUUGYAGUAGAUACUUAGGCUCCUUUCGCAGCCUUUAUGACACUCGUUCCUGGGUCAGCGAGAGGAGACUGGUAGAUCUCUACUAAGACUAUCAACAUAUUUUUCCUCAUUAUGUCAAUAUGUAUAAAAAGUACACAUGAUGUAUGAAAAUCAUAGUUUUAUUUCUCAUGAUGUAAAUUUGAAAAGAUUUCACUUGUUCAGAAAGCAAGCAAUGCAAACUCUGUGCUUGUUGAAAAUUUKGUGCAUGUACUUAUGUGUUCUCUGCAUGUACAUGACUCAAUUGUAAGACAUGUCUUACUUAGAGUGAUUUUCAUUUAAACACCAAAGAAUAAUGGCAAUUUACAGGCAAACUUUGAAACUUUUAUGCAUAGUUAAUAGAGGGGAAUGGUUUGGAAACCUUAUGUUGUAGUUCUUUUGUACAUCUUUUGUAUGUAUUUGAGGUUGAAUCUGUAAAGACUGUGCACAACUUCUUACAGAAGUGGUAAUUGCAAAAUGAAUGAACACAAACACUCUCUAUGAGAUUAUAAAAUGAAAUAUAAUAAUUUCAACAUUGUUUUUUUUUUUUGACAUCUUGAAGAAAUAGCCAAAAGAAUAAUUUUUGCUCUAUUCAUUCAGAUGUGACCAGUAUGGCUAAARCAAUCGUURAWAGAUUGUGCAMGGUCAMGCUUGAAAGAAAGUGCUCAAAAACCUACARCAAAAGGCUUCCUAACCAUUUCCCUCUACAAACUAUGUUAUAUGCAAAAGAACAACGGAUUGCCGUAGCCUUGGUUGCUAGUGUUGUAGUUGAUAAGUUCCUUGUAGAUUGUAUUUUGUUCCAAUAGCCUGUGUGAGCAUUGUGUGAUGACGUGGUAUCUCUAUUGUAAUCCUAAUGUAGGCUCGACGCCUAUUAUGGAUCUUGAACAUUAAAAAUCCUAAAAUUGA
Messenger RNA from Exaiptasia diaphana, 4171 nucleotides. RefSeq names its product apoptosis regulator Bcl-2. Lineage: Eukaryota; Metazoa; Cnidaria; Anthozoa; Actiniaria; Aiptasiidae. Gene Ontology annotation, cellular component: mitochondrial outer membrane. Gene Ontology annotation, biological process: intrinsic apoptotic signaling pathway in response to DNA damage; extrinsic apoptotic signaling pathway in absence of ligand; regulation of apoptotic process. The transcript has 3 exons. The coding region runs from base 344 to 970 and encodes 208 amino acids. Gene Ontology annotation, molecular function: protein heterodimerization activity; protein homodimerization activity. The record is from RefSeq and is a predicted model, not a curated record.